GCGAUUCGGCAAGAAAAAAUGGAUGCCAGACAGUGGGAUGAGGCAGAACGUCGACUCCUUGACGAACAGCACCGGUGCCUGGAGCUGACUGAGGACCUGAAGCGCCUACAGCAAGAGGGCCGUGCAGAGCUGGCAGCAGAGCGGCGCCGGAUGCAGACACUUCGCGAAGAGCAGAGUCAGGCUGCCCAGACCAUAGCAGCUGAGCGAAAGACUUCACGGCACCUGGCACAGCAGCUGAAGCGCCACGAGGACAAGGAUGAGCCGCGCCCUGGGCCUGUGGAGGACGGUCUAAGGUUGCUGCGAAGCUUCGAG
Messenger RNA from Symbiodinium pilosum, 312 nucleotides. Lineage: Eukaryota; Dinophyceae; Suessiales; Symbiodiniaceae. The record is from the annotation of a GenBank genome assembly.